GGUGCUUUGGGGCUGGACGGAAAUCUUUAGGAAGGACAGUGUGUAGCUGGGAGCGUUUCGGAACCAUCGCACCUUGUCCUCGGCGCUUAUUACAGGAUUCUAGAACAUUGGGCUGUAGUGGAAAAGAAUGAGGAGUGUUUUGGGGAUUUCUCUAUUGAGGAGUUUAAAGGGACAGUUCAAUGUGGUUAUUUCAAUCUCCGAAACGCAGACCCCCACAUUUCUGUGAAUGUUUGAUCGUUUCGGGUUUUGUUCUGUUCUGGUACCGGUAGGCAGUACCAUGUAUCAAGGUUUUAUAGUCAUGCGAAAGUUCCUUUUAAUUGGUAUAGUUGUUGCUGCCGUGCUUCAUUUUCUGCUACAUAUCUUAAUCCAGAAGUGGACCGUUGCCAUAAUACCAACGGACUCCAUGAAAGAGUUCAAGACUUGCUACAAUGAAAACUUUAGAUUCAUCUUAAACGCGUCUGAAAUAGAACCCUUUAUGUGUGGGGAUUUUCGGAAGCAGUCGGUGGCUCUUGGUACCAACAGAUUCGAUCUUCCAUACGGGAUAAGAAAAGGAGAAAGAUAUUUUGAUCUGGCCCUUAAAAACCUCCCGCAUUGUAGCCUUCCGGAUGAAAUCAGGAACAUUUCCUGCAAGAAAUGUGUUGUGGUAGGCAACGGCGGAGUUCUUCGAAACAGCACGUUGGGGAAGAAAAUUGAUUCCUAUGAUGUGGUAAUAAGAAUGAAUGAUGGCCCCGUCCUUGGCUAUGAAGAAGACGUUGGCCAAAAGACCACAUUUAGGUUGUGCUAUCCAGAGUCUAUCUUUUCAGACAGAUCGCACUAUGAUCCCAAUACUACAGUGGUCCUUAUGAUGUUUAAGCCGCAUGAUGUAAAGUGGUUGUCGGAGUUAAUAACGCGCAAGAGAGUGAGCACUUAUGGAUUUUGGAGGAAGCCGGCCAUGAAUCUGAUCUACCAGACUCACCAGCUAAGAGUACUCAAUCCAUUCAUUCUUCAACAAGUGUCUCAAAAUAUACUGAAUUUUCCCAAAAACUUUCCAAAGACAGAAAAACCAAAGCAUCCAACAACCGGCAUUAUUGCGAUCACCCUAGCAUUUCAUAUAUGCAAUGAAGUCCACGUCGCUGGCUUUAAAUAUAACUUGACGUCCCUGAAUAGCUCCCUUCACUACUAUGGGAACGAAACCAUGUCAGUGAUGGCUCAGAAUGAAUAUCACAAUAUAUCAGCAGAACAGAUAUUCCUCAAUGGCCUUGUUCAACGCAGAGAAAUCACCAAUUUAACGUAAACAAUAGGAAAAAGGACCAUUUCUUAAGAUUCUUGUAAAUAUGUAUUUUAUUUUACCAUAAAAAAGUAUUUUUUGAAGAACUAUUGGAUGAGGCAGCAAUAGAGAGAAAAAAAUCCAAACCCUUUUGCCUUUUUUACGUCUUUAUACUGAUUCUGCGUUACGUUACGCAUUUUUAUCUUUGUUGCCGACAUAUCGGUGGAGCACGACGGGAUGACCUGUACUGCGUGACAUAACGUGACCGCUGGUCUCUAGCAAACGCAAAAGACUUCUUUAUGUAUGGACUUCACAGUAUGAUGCAAAGAGACUAGAAAGCGGGUUUUCUACAAAGAAACAACAGAGAUGUUUUGUACAUGAAUAUUUUUUUUCUUUGUAAGAAAUGUAGAAUAUUUGGCCUGUUUUUUGUUAAUUUUGUAAUUAGUUUUGUUAUUGAUUUACUUAGGGUUAAUAUAUUAAAAGAAAAGUAUUGAUUCUGUUCAUUUC
Messenger RNA from Spea bombifrons (plains spadefoot toad), 1753 nucleotides. It is a transcript of the gene ST3GAL6, whose product is annotated as ST3 beta-galactoside alpha-2,3-sialyltransferase 6. Lineage: Eukaryota; Metazoa; Chordata; Amphibia; Anura; Pelobatidae. Bases 227 to 1273 code for a protein of 348 amino acids. The record is from RefSeq and is a predicted model, not a curated record. Gene Ontology annotation, molecular function: beta-galactoside alpha-2,3-sialyltransferase activity. The transcript is spliced from 12 exons. Gene Ontology annotation, biological process: glycolipid biosynthetic process.